ACCUAGAGGAUCAAGUCAUAAUGGGAGCAUUUUUAGACAAGCCAAAGAUGGAAAAGCAUAAUGCCCAGGGGCAGGGGAAUGGGUUGCGAUAUGGCCUAAGCAGCAUGCAAGGCUGGCGUGUUGAAAUGGAGGACGCACAUACAGCUGUGAUCGGCUUGCCAAGUGGACUUGAGACGUGGUCAUUCUUUGCUGUAUAUGAUGGGCAUGCUGGUUCUCAGGUUGCCAAAUACUGCUGUGAGCAUCUGUUAGAUCACAUCACCAAUAACCAGGAUUUUAAAGGCUCUGCAGGAGCGCCAUCUGUGGAAAAUGUAAAGAAUGGGAUCAGAACAGGUUUUCUGGAGAUCGAUGAACACAUGAGAGUUAUGUCAGAGAAGAAACACGGUGCAGAUAGAAGUGGGUCAACAGCUGUGGGGGUCUUAAUUUCUCCCCAGCACACCUAUUUCAUUAACUGUGGAGACUCGAGAGGUUUGCUUUGUAGGAACAGGAAAGUUCACUUCUUCACACAAGACCACAAACCAAGUAAUCCGCUGGAAAAAGAACGAAUUCAGAAUGCAGGGGGCUCUGUGAUGAUUCAGCGUGUUAACGGGUCUCUGGCUGUGUCAAGGGCCCUUGGGGAUUUUGAUUACAAAUGUGUCCAUGGAAAAGGUCCCACAGAGCAGCUUGUCUCACCAGAGCCGGAAGUCCAUGAUAUUGAAAGGUCUGAAGAGGAUGAUCAGUUCAUUAUUCUUGCAUGUGAUGGAAUCUGGGAUGUCAUGGGAAACGAAGAGCUCUGUGACUUUGUGAGAUCCAGACUUGAAGUCACUGAUGACCUUGAGAAAGUUUGCAAUGAAGUAGUCGACACCUGUUUGUAUAAGGGAAGUCGAGACAACAUGAGUGUGAUUCUGAUCUGUUUUCCCAAUGCACCUAAAGUCUCAGCAGAAGCCGUGAAGAAGGAGGCAGAGCUGGACAAGUACCUGGAAUGCAGAGUAGAAGAAAUCAUAAAGAAGCAGGGGGAAGGAGUCCCUGACUUAGUCCACGUGAUGCGCACGCUAGCCAGCGAGAACAUCCCCAGCCUCCCACCAGGGGGUGAACUGGCAAGCAAGCGGAAUGUAAUUGAAGCCGUUUACAAUAGACUGAACCCUUACAAAAACGAUGACACUGACUCUGCAUCAACCGAUGACAUGUGGUGAAGCCGCUUAUGGCCAUGGGUCGCCUUCGCCGCCAGAGGAGAGCACAGCUCAACUUGGCCGAACCUUUGAACAGCCAUCAUCAACUUUAAGGAAGAAGGGGUACGACGUGGCUGAGGGACUACACCAGAGCUUGAGCGGUGGAACAGCUAGCCCAGAACGGAUUUUUUUUUUUUAAUUGUAAAUUUGAGACUUAUGUAAACGUGAUUUCAAACCGUAAUUCAUGUUGUAAAUCAGACUCCAGCAAUUUUUGUUGUAUGAUUUUGGUUUUUUGUAAAGUGUAAUUGUCCUUGUACAAAGUGCUCAUAUUUAAUUAUGAACUGCUUUAAAAUCACGGUCAACGAUAAAGGAAAUGUUUGGCUUGUUGUGUGACACAACAGAUAGAGUCGUGCUGUGGACAGGGAGAGCAGCAGCCACAUAGCUCAGCGCUCAUGUGCGCAUGAUUAUGAAGAAUUCCAAAAUCUUACAAAGCUGAACACCCAGGGAGUUAUGGGAAACUGUCUCUGUGUUCUGGCGAGGAACUGGCUUGUGCACGCAGCCGCUCCUUCUUCCCUGUCUCUAGGAUGGCCUCUCCUGCAGCCGAGAGCACUGCAGGUGACACCGAGUGUUGCUCAGAGUAUCGAUUUGGGGCUGAAAUGCCUUGAUCCUUUGCACCUCUUUAUGAGUCCUACAUUCAGUUACUAAUUGGUAAGCAGCAGCUUCCUACACAGUAGGAGACUGCCACAUUUUUUUUUUCCUAUCAUGAUUGGCUGGGCCUGCUGCUGUUCCUAGUAAGAUAUUCUGAAUUCCAUUUUAUCAAUAAAGCUUGGUUUAACAAACAAGAAAUUUAAUCAUGUACGCGUAGUUCCUCUUGCCCCGGCUUUCAGAACCCCAUGCUAUUAUAAACGGGACAUGCCUCCUAGGGAAAGGUGUUAGUCUCCUUAAAUUGGAUGGUGGUGUUACCCAGGUACAGAUGGAUCGAGAAGUCAGUCUGUGUUGUCCUAACCUGUUUUUAAAAUGAGUUUCUUCCAGGCUGCUUGCUUGUCAGUAAGAUGUGCAUCAGCUUGGGUUUACCUACUGUUAAUGAAAAGAAUUGUCCAAGUUCGACAAUCUUAACACUAUGAUAGAUGUGUGUGUGUUGAAUGUGUGUUUGUCUGUAACUUUUAAUUGACCCACGUCUUUAGAAUCUAAGAGGUUAAGAUGUAUUUGUGAUUUGAAAUAUAGCAUGUUGAUAAUAUUUAGCUGUUGGCCUUUAAAAAUAAAUUUCAACGCUUAAGGAAUUGUAGAUAUAAAAUACCUAAUUUAAUUUAGGCUUCACCCCCUCCGAUUAAGCAUGUAAGAGUAAGUUUUCUGGUCUGUCACAUCAUAAAGACUACUGUUCUGUGCCCGUCUGUGUUUCUGUCUCUGUAGGUUGAGUGCUGUAUUUACCAACAUGUGACCGAGUCCCCACUAGGAGCCGAUUCAAAUACAUUAGAUACAAAGUCACAACUUUGUGUACAAAAGUUAGUGUGAUACAUUUUGUUCUGUGUGUUUUCCCCAAUCUUGGAAAUAGACAUGUUUGUAUAUACAGCCUUAAAACCACUGUAACGUUAAGGGAAUGUAGGAGAGCACUGAGAAGUGUCGCAGACUUCAGUAGCUAGAAUACCAGCGGACUCUUCAUUAUCCCUCUCGUGAGCUGAUGUAACUUCAUUGUAUUUAAUUUAUAUCUUAGUCCAGCAUGAAUGAAGAAAAGCUGAAAUACUCUUGAUAUUUAGAAAUUCAUAACAGCUGCAAUUACAGAACCAAUUCCAAACUUAAUAAAUGCGUAAUGUCUAAAUCUGUGGGAGAGUUGGAAGUAUGGUAAUGUUCGAGCUGUGGCUUACAAAAAUGGGCCUGUGCAUUUCAUGACAUCCAGUGCUCCUAGCACAGACUGGGCGCUAGGCUGACAGCGGAAGCUGAGAUCCUGACAGAUGACCUGGGUCCUUCGUUUUUAGAAGUAACCUGAAAACCUUUAGUUUUAGAAAUUUCAAAACCUCCAGCGGGGUUUGCUUGUGGCGGCUUUUGAAACUGCCAUGGUGGGAGCUGUGUUUCACACACCAGCAGCCUAGUCAGGUCAGCCUUGUUUGAGAUUGACUCGGCAGAAAAGGAAAUUCAAUUGCUCUUCUUUUGAAAUCGUUAGUUCUGAAGACUGGAGUAAGAAAGUGCUGUGAUCUAAGGAGACUAGAUCUUUCCACGAGUCAGCACCACACUGGUCAUUUUGCAUUAUGGAACUGCAGGAAGGAGGUGUGCCUUGUAAAAGCCGAUGGUGCCGACUUCCUGGGAAAAUGACCGUGGUGGAAGCCAGCAAGGCUUUUUUGAAGGGGGAUGUUCAUGCCUGCAUGGUACACUUUGUUCUUGUUCCCCAUCCCCUUUCCUGCUAAUUAACAUCUCAGGACAAAUGCCUCAAAAUAUUUCGAUGUGUGGGUUUUGUUUUGUUUUGUUUUUAUGUGGGGAGGAAAAAUUCUUGUGUGAUGGUAAUAUAACAGAGUAUACUUUUAUGUCAGUGAAAAUUUCAGUUCUGCAUAGCAGUGUUUUGCUAACUUACAUUAAAAAGUUUUGAGUAAGCCAGUGGACACCUUUAAUCCCAGCACUGGGGAGGCAGAGGCAUGUGAAUCUCUUGAGUUCAAAGCUAACCUGGGCUACAGAGCUAGAUCCAGGACAGGGCUACCCAGAGAAGCCCUGUCUCAACCCCUCCUCUAAAAAUGCUUUUCAUAUCUUACUAUUUUAACAAGUGAUCAUAAGAGUAAAAUAAGCCAGGCACAGUGGUGCAUGCCACUAAUUCCAGCACUCUAGAGUCUUGGCAGGUGUGUCUGAGUUCAAGGCCAGUGUGAUCUACAGAGUUCACAGAGUUCUAGGACAGCCGGGGCUACACAGUGAGACUCUGUCUCAUCUCAUUUUCACUUUCUUGUAGCGUAUCCUUCCACUGAUAGCAAAAGCAUCUCAUGGCCAGCAUAAACUUUAUAAAAAACCAAAGUGGUCACUUGCUUGGCUUCAGAACACUUGUCAAACACCUUCAGUUACUGUGCGUUUAUUUGACUAGAUCACGAAGCAGCUGUUCUUUGGAUAUCACAUAGUAUUAGGAAGUCGAUGGGAAAGUCAGGUGUGAAGGCUCUGCCUAUGAUCUUAGCACUUGGGAGGCUGAAGCAGGAGGAUCAUGGGUUUAAGACUAAACUGGCCACAAAGUGAUAACCUCUCUGAAUUUUUUUUAAAUUAAAGAGUCAUGUGAUAUAAAUAGUUUGAAUUACAGUACUGCUUACAAAGACAGUGUGUUUGAGCACAUUAAACCAGCUAAGCUCUGCUUUCCCACAAAGUGUUCAGUGUUAGCAAAAUACUGUUCUAGGUUAAGUCCUUGGGGACUGUAAAGAGAUGAAGUAGGUCCUUGUUCUCAGGGAGUUCACGUUUGGGCAGAAUUUAGAAUCCAGUGUAUGUAUGAUAAGUGGAUCAUUCAUAUAAAUAAAGAAAAAUGCAUUGCCUGCCCCUUCUUUCUUCAACAAAGUACUUUCUUCAACAAAGUAGGUCACCACCUGGAAGAAUAGUUGCUGUUCCUUUGUUCCCCAGAAUUGUUUAGUUUCUUCUUCCCAAAAAUUGAAAUCAUUCAAUAGAAGAUUCUGCUCAGCAUAAGAGUAAAGUGGACUGCUGAAGUGUGUCUUAGUAUCUAUAUGGAAUUCCUGGUUCUCUCUUGGCCUUGACUUCUCCUGCUGACUACAGCAAGUCACAGCAAGUAAUGGAUGUCCUAGAGUUCUCCAACCCCCAGAAUGAGGUGGGAUCUAAGCUUAGGGCCUCCUGUAGGUUCUUCCUUAAGACUGUGGUCCUCAUGUUAUAGCACCAGUGUUCAUAUGAAAUCGUUGUGCUAUCUAAUGCACGUUAGUGUUUUAGAGUAGCCAUGCUUACUGCCUGUCCUUACUGAACAAAUUAGCCUGGGAAUUUAACACAUGGAUUCCCAAAAGACUGAUGAAUUGGCUUUGUUUUAGUUUUUAAUUUCAUGCUAUACUUCUAGUUCAAACUUCGCUGAUUUUACAGUAUAGAUUUGGUAUCCGAGAAGAUGUAAAUAUUUUAGCAUGUAAAUGUUUCUCAUUUAAGGUUUGGUCUGGAGGGACCUUUAAGAAUGUUAUGUAUUCUCACAUACUCUGGUCACGAGAUAAUGAGGUGACCAUUUUAAAUUUACUGGUCUUCUAAUUAGGGUUCUUUCAGGCAUUUGAAUGUCUUUAGAAGCCUGAUUUUACUUUAUAUCUUACAAUAAUGUGCUGUUCGCUUUGGUUUGUAGUUGUUUUAAAUUAUAUAUUAUUUCAGAAUAUGCUUGAAAUAUUUAAUACGGUGUUUUCAUGUUGGUCAGUAACUCACUAACUGCCAUUACCGGGAGAAUGCCAUGUGACAGGCAUUGGCUCUGCUGUGUUGUCAAAUGAGCGAUUUCCAUUUGGGGUCAGUUCAACACACAUUCUUUGUUUUUUAUCUGCUAUGUACUCAGCUGUUGGCUUCUGUUUCUUCCUAUCCAUUUAAACAGUGUGGUGGAGUGUCAGAAAAACUCAGAUGGAGCCGGGCAUGGUGGUACACAGCUUUAAUGCCAGCACUCAGGAGGCAGAGGCAGGUGGAUCUUUUGAGUUGGAGGCCAGCCUGGUCUACAGAGCAAGUUCCAAGACAGCCAGGGCUACAUAGAGAAACUCUGUCUCAAUCCCCCCAAAAAAGAAAAACUCAAAUGGUAUUCAAACUGGAGUUGCUUUUACAAGACAGGAAAGCUGUUUAAGUUGAAAUAACAAUACAUGACCGUUUUUCCUCCUUAUUCUUCAUGAAAUAACCCCCCCCCACACACACACACUUCCAUUUUCUCUCUUCCCUUGGUGCCACCCCCCCACUUCUUAAAUAGGCCAGUUCUAUUCUCUUGAACAAGAAAAACCAUGUAUUACCUCAUCAAGGCCAAUUAGUAACUUUAUUUUACUGGGUUAAAAGUAGGAAAACUCGGGAUGUGGAAUAGUGGGAGGCGGGGCACUAUAAUUGCUUUGGACCUGGCUGUCACUAUUCCAGAACUGAGCGUCACAGAAGUCAGCCAGAGACAAAUGAGUUUGCUUUUCUGAUCUGCUGAUAGUUACUGAUUCAACCCAAACAACUGAGAAAGAAACUGUUUAUUCACCCACAUCCACUCCUUUGCUCUUCAUUGCUCUAAGUCCAUCAAUUUCUACUGGCUGCCUUCUCAUUAAACUAAAUGUUUAAGAUAGUUGUUCACUGUGUAUAGUCCUGACUAAUGAAAGACCCCUGAGUAAUAUCUGUUUCUGUAUGGUCCUGUCUGAAGUGAGCUAGUUCAUAUAAAGCUUGGGUAGCUAUAGAACAAACAGAUCUUGAUUGCGUACAUCGAAUAGCACAGGUUUGUUCUUGAGGGUCUUAAGCUUUUGGGGGGUCACAACACUUUGAAUCUGACUGCACCUGGGAAAAUGCAUAUGAUGUAUAUAACUCCCCAAGAAUGUCUCUUUGGCCUGGUCAAGACCCUCUCUUAUAUCGUGGGGCACCGUCCUUCUCCAGGAGAGCUCAAACUAUCCCAAGAGCACAACAAUCUUAUCAGAAGACAGUGUCUGUUUUGCUUUGAAAAGAGAAAGGAGGAGAGCUGGAACCUGGCUGGAAUCUGGUGUGAGGGUGUUUUUUGUUUUUGUUUUUUGUCUGGCUUGGGUUUUCCCCCCUGAGGCCCUAUGUUGUGGGAACCUAUCUGUAAAGGUGGAAGGAGGCAAUGAGGCCAGCUUUUGGAGGUUGACAUCAUUUAAGAUUUGCCAGUCUUGUAACUCAAAAAGUAGAAUGGAAAUUGAAUGUGUCUGGUGUGCUUCUGACCCUCCAGAGCGUAGGUUAAUUUGUUAACAUGUUAACAGCACGUUAGCUGUCGGGUCUCACUCAGGCUUUAAGAUUUUCAUUGAAUACUAACAUAAUUUUGGAUUCUAAGGAAUUAAGUACUUAAUAAAGAACGUUUAAAAUGAGGUCUUACAUAGCAGUGUAGAAGGUUGAUGAUACCACUACAAAGAUGCCAUAAUUGCAUUGAAAAGUGAUGGUUAAAUUUGUUGCCAAAAUUUCAUGUUCAGUUCUAGCUUGAUUUCCGUCUGUGGAAGUAGAAACAGAAUUCAUUAUCUUACCCGGCUAGCCCUGAACUAACGCCAUAGCAUAUCUGCAGGAGAAUACUGUGUAGCAGCGAUGCCCAGCACUAAUUAGUUUUACAACUGUAAUUACUUCACAUCAUUUCUAUGAGUGUUUUGAGUGGGGAGACAUUGUACAUGUUACAAGCAUGUUGCAUUACACAUAAAUUCAGUUUUUUAAACUUAGCAAUGUAAGAACUGCAGAAAUAUUUUUCUUAAACAUAAUAUGUAACAGAAUUCUCCACUUUGCAGUUUAUGUGACCCACAGUUUUAAAGAAAUUCCAUAAAUGUAUAUUUUGUAUUAUGUACCAUUUCCUGGUCCAAAGAAAAUAUGUGAAUUUAGUUCUAAUUUUAAGACUGUACUUUUGUUUUCUAGUUCUCUGAAAAACUGCAUUCCGCCUGUGGAUGGUUACAGAUUGUAUGUGAGGUGGGAAGUAGAAGUUUCUAGUUUGCAAACUCGGUGCCACUAAAUAAACAGGCAAUUGCAUAA
Molecule: messenger RNA, 7760 nt
Organism: Microtus ochrogaster (prairie vole)
Lineage: Eukaryota; Metazoa; Chordata; Mammalia; Rodentia; Cricetidae
Gene: Ppm1a
Product: protein phosphatase, Mg2+/Mn2+ dependent 1A
Exons: 5
Coding region: 21-1169 (382 amino acids)
Biological process (GO): protein dephosphorylation
Molecular function (GO): magnesium ion binding; manganese ion binding; protein serine/threonine phosphatase activity
Source: RefSeq, a predicted model, not a curated record